AUGACCACAGGCUCGACCCCCGCAGGUAAUAUCGAGAUUGCUGCCUCUCAAGUCCCAACUCCUGGAAUCAGUCAGAACUUCAUGGCGCCUGUCAAUUAUAUCACCAAUAAACGAUGUCAAGAAUGGACCAUGAAUACGUCCGUUAUUUGGCUGCUGAAGGUUUCAUUGGCGCGGAGGCAAUCUUCCAAACGUGAUCCACCGUCUCAAGAAAUUGGCCUACGGGCAAUUAUACCACAGUGA
This is a messenger RNA of Penicillium chermesinum, 240 nucleotides long. RefSeq lists its product as uncharacterized. Lineage: Eukaryota; Fungi; Ascomycota; Eurotiomycetes; Eurotiales; Aspergillaceae. The record is from RefSeq and is a predicted model, not a curated record. The coding region runs from base 1 to 240 and encodes 79 amino acids. The transcript is spliced from 3 exons.